Trichomonas vaginalis G3 is the source of this 1551-nucleotide messenger RNA. Its product is annotated as keratin-associated protein family. The coding region runs from base 1 to 1551 and encodes 516 amino acids. The record is from RefSeq and is a predicted model, not a curated record. Lineage: Eukaryota; Parabasalia; Trichomonadida; Trichomonadidae. The transcript has a single exon.
AUGGCUGCGUUGAUGAUGGUUAGAGACAUAAAACCACGUAGCGAUGAAGCCCAUGAACAACAGGAUACGGGUCGGGUUAUUCGAGACAUUAAAAACGUGUAUCCUGAAGUUAUUGAUUUAUUUAGAGGUGUUAAUGAUUCGAUUUCAAAUCAUUCUAUAACCCUCGAUGAAGAGAAUAAAUUAACAGAUUAUAUAUUCGUCAUUAUUGCAGAACUAAUGAAGAGAAUAAAUGAAAAAGGUAUAGCUGAUAUCAUUAAUGUAAGUGAUGUAAUGAUGAAAAGAAAUUUUGACUCAUUAUUUACAAAACCGAAAACAGAAUAUAGUCUUUAUGACAUAAUUACCGAAUUAAUGAAAAAGAUUAAUGAUAAUAAGAGUUCUGGCGGAAGAGUUGAAUUAGAAGUGAAUGAUGUUAAUGAGAAAUUAGCCGAAAAGGCAGACAAAAAUGAUCUUUUAGCUCUGAGUGAUAGAGUCAAGAACCAUGUUCAUUAUAUAACUUCAGAUGAACAGAUUAUAACGGAUUAUCAUGGAUAUUUAACACGGGAUGAAGAAGUGAAGACGGAAGAUGUUAAUGAAAGAAGAUAUAAAUACAUUCGUGCUAAAGGUUAUGACAUAAGCUGUACUGUACAUUAUGACACGGGUAAAGCGCUAGAAGCAUUUAGUUAUAACGAUGAAAUUUAUGCCUCUAGUUUCUUUGUUAACGGUGUAUUAGUUGAACCAAGAUUUACUUUGAGAGUUAAGGCAAAAAUAACUUUUGAAGAUGCUAUUAAAAGUAAAGCUGACAAAGAUGAACUUGACGCAACGAACAAAGUUUUGAAAUCUCAUAAACACAAUAUCUCCGAUAUAAAUGAACUUCAAGCUACAUUAAAUAGUAAAGCUGACAAGAACCAUACACAUGAAUCCUUCACUACUGUUAGAGCAGACGACAUAAUACUGAACUAUGAUUUGGGUUCAAGUGCACCUUUAGAGAAUCCGAGUACAAGCGUAAAAGAUACACUAAACAAUUUAGAUAACAGUUGCAGGAAUAUCGAAGAUCAUGCCAGAAACUUUGAAGCAUAUGAACUACCAGCAAUGUUAGAUAAGAAAGCCGACAAGACAGAACUUCAAACAAUGAAGACUCAGAUUCUUGAAACCAUAUAUCCUAUAGGCUCUAUUUAUACGUCAAUGAACUCAAAAAAUCCGGCAAGUGUUUUAGGUUUUGGUACGUGGCAGCAGAUUGUAGACAAAUUCUUAUACUGUGCUAACUCUUCAAAGCAAACAGGAGGCUCAAAGAAAAUUAAAGAAGCAAACUUACCUGCGCACACUCAUACAGGAACGACAAACUUUUCUGGCGACCAUAGCCACUCAUUAAGAGACCACACAUUAUACAACUCAGACUAUAAAGCUGGCAAUGACGUUUUAUCUCCAUCUUAUAACAAUUCAGCAAAAAAGACUUUUCGACCAACUGAACCAGGAGGAAAUCAUGUCCAUACUUUCACAACAAAUCCAACAGGCUCGGGUGAAGAUUAUAUGCCACCUUAUAUGACUGUAUUCGCAUGGUACCGCGUUCAAUGA